This is a messenger RNA of Bathycoccus prasinos, 1329 nucleotides long. RefSeq lists its product with no specific name. The record is from RefSeq and is a predicted model, not a curated record. The coding region runs from base 1 to 1329 and encodes 442 amino acids. The transcript has a single exon. NCBI's taxonomy places the organism in Eukaryota, Viridiplantae, Chlorophyta, Mamiellophyceae, Mamiellales, Bathycoccaceae. Gene Ontology annotation, molecular function: DNA binding.
AUGAACACAUUUUUACCGGCGAACAUGUUGACGAACAAAGAUAAAGUCAUCUCUCUUCGAGACGAUACCGUUAAAGUCUCCGACGAAAACGCUGAUAGAACGACGAUGGUAAGACCUCCUUCUUCCUCGUAUUCCGCGCGAGUUAAAGUGCAUAUUAAGCCACUGGGUAUCAAGUUCGUUGAGAAGAUCGAUUCGUCUGCGUGUCCAACCAUACGCGACUUUGUCGAGCGACAGCUGUGGAAAGUCCAGGAAAUACGAGGGAAGGAAAUAAAGAUAUACGUGGAAGAAGAGGGAAACGAAGAGGAAGGGUACGAGUUGUUCGGCGACACGGAAACCUGCGUUUUAAAACCGGACGAAUUGUUGACGGUGAAACUCGUCUCGGACGACACCAAAAAGCAGAAGAAGGCGAAAACAGUCGAGAGAACGCGAAAAACGAAGAAAGUAACGUCGACGACGCGGAUGGUAGAUUUCUAUGAGGAAGGGAAGAAAAAGCGUAAAAAGGGCGAGGAAGAAAACGCUGAGAAGGAUUCGUCGAGCGAGGACGAGGACGGAGAGAAUGAGUCGAUUCUGAAACACCAAAUCGUGCACUCCGCAAUAGUCAGAGGGGGUGCAAAGGGUAUACACGCAAAGGAUCUCUCUGAAAGAGAGAAGGUCAAGUUGAAUACUGUGCGUGCAGUCCAGCUAAAAGGCAUGCAAGAAGGCAUUUACAAACGGGUCUCGCCUGGCACGUAUGCGAUUACGUCGAAAGGAAGUGAGAAGGUGAUUAAAAAGAUGAAGAACUCUCCUAACUCUGUGCUCACAAUCUCGACACCGACGAAUGCGAAAAAUUUUACCACGAUAAAGUCGCCGCUCACGACUCAAAGAAAACUUCUCACGACUGACGACAUAUCGUCUCGAUUGACGGGAAAGAUGAUUUCUGUAAAAUUUGAAGAUCCGCCCGAGUGGUUUGUUGCAACCGUACUAUCAUUCGAUGUGAUCGAGCAAAAAUCUUCGCUGUUUUACCAAGACGGCGAUCGAGAGCUUUUGAACAUGGCAAAAGCGUGUCGUAAAGGCCAACUUUCGUGGGUAGUGCACGGCGACAACGGCACGUCUAAAACUCAUUACCGUUUACCCCCUCCCUCUCCAAUUACGGAUUCUGAAAAAGCUCAGCGCGCACUCGAGAGGUUACGUAGCUACAUCAAAUCUUUAAACGGUACUUUGCCCGAAGGAUGGAACGACGUUGACAUCCACUACUAUCGCAACGGCGUUUCAGAAAAUUACUUUAUUUCACCAGAGGGCAAGAAAUAUAAAGGACCUCGAGCAGUAGCAAAAGCUUUGAACCUGCUAUGA